CGGGAGGCGGCGGAGCUGGACGCGUCCGCGGGCCUCGUCCUCGAGGCGACGUCCGCGGCGCUGGGCGACCUCGCUCGCACGCACGUCGGCAUCUUUCUCGGCGCCGGCGGCUUCAUCAUGAGCGCCGCAAUCAACACGAUGGGCUCGAGAGGAUCGAGGCCGCCGUCGGUCUACGCCGGGACCGCCGUCGCGCUCUCCGUCGCCUCGGGCCGCGCGUCCUACGCGCUCGGCCUGACGGGGCCGUGCCUGACGCUCGACACGGCGUGCUCGUCGUCUCUGGUUGCUUUGCAUGCGGCCUCGUCCGCGCUCCGGAACGACGAGUGCGCGAGGGCCGCCGCGACGGGCGUCUGCGUCGUCAUCGAGGAAACGACGCGCGCGUUCUCCGCCGCGGGCAUGCUCUCCGCGCGGGGCCGGUGCCACACCUUUGACUGGCGCGCCGACGGCUACUGCCGCGGCGAGGGCGUCGGCGCCUUUGUCCUCGAGGAUGACGCUGGCUCCGUCGCGAGCCGCGGGACCUCGGUGCAGCAGGACGGGGCCUCGGCGUCCCUCACGGCCCCGAACGGAUCCUCGCAGCGGCGUCUCAUCGCAUCCAUCGACGCUCCGCGGACUUGUCUCGAGGCCCACGGCACGGGCACGGCCCUCGGGGAU
This is a messenger RNA of Aureococcus anophagefferens, 648 nucleotides long. RefSeq lists its product as hypothetical. The annotation marks the transcript as partial. The record is from RefSeq and is a predicted model, not a curated record. Lineage: Eukaryota; Pelagophyceae; Pelagomonadales; Pelagomonadaceae. Gene Ontology annotation, molecular function: fatty acid synthase activity; 3-oxoacyl-[acyl-carrier-protein] synthase activity. The transcript has a single exon. Gene Ontology annotation, biological process: fatty acid biosynthetic process.